AGCACGUUAAUCGUUAUUCAUUAUUUAUUUUAAGAUUAAUUAAAUUAAUUAUCCUUUCAAGUAAAAUGCCUUCUGUUAAGCAUUACUCUAGUGAAGUAAAUCAGUAUGAAUUAUCGACUAGAUUAUUAUCAUUGACUGAAAACAAUACGUCUUACACAUUAACUCAAAUUAAUGGUCAGAGAAUAUACAGGAAAGCUCCUCAUGCAUGGAAUGGUCCGGAACCAUCAAGAAACUGUGAAGUGUUCAUCGGACGAAUCCCGCAUGACUGCUUCGAGGACACGUUGGUGCCGCUCUUCCGGCAGGCUGGCGAGCUGUUCGAGUUCAGACUCAUGAUCAACUUCUCUGGCUGGAACCGAGGGUACGCGUUCGCGAUGUACACCACCGAGGCGGAGGCUGGCAACGCCAUCCGCAUAUUCAACAACUACAUGAUACGCCCGUCAUGGCAGCUCGGCGUGUGCCCUUCCAUCAACAACUGUCGCAUCUUCAUUUCACGUAUUCCCGCGAGUACGUCAUCGGCGGAGAUCGUCCGGCUGCUGUACGCGCUCACGGAGGAAGUGCAGGAGGUGCGUGUGCGGCGCUCGAGCGGAGGCUGCGCGGCAAUCGUGGAGUACCGCUCGCACCGCGGCGCCGCAAUGGCACGCAAGGCGCUGGUGGCGGCGGCAGCGGCGGCCUGGGGCUGCGGCGCGCGCCCCGCCGUCGACUGGUCGCUGCCGCAGUCGUCGCACCUGCUGCGCCAGUAUCGUGAGGUGGGACGGUGGAGUCCUGAGCGCGGCGUUGAGCUGUACCGACUGCCGGAGGAGCCGCCCAGCAGCUCGUACACGCUGGAGCGCUGGUCGCAGGAGCGCCGGCUGCGCAUGAUCCAGGAGGCGCAGCGCGCGCCCGCCGCACCCGCCGGGCCGCGCGCCCUGGCGCCCGCCGACUGGUCCCAGGCGAUGGCGGUGGAGUCGCUCAGCUCGAGCCUGGGCUCGCUGAGCCUGAGCGGUGCGUGGGGCGCGGCGGAGGAGCGCGCCGCUGCCGAGGGCGAGGCGCCGCGCCCGGACUACAACCCCUGGACUGCGCCGCACCUGCUGCACUUCUCCAAUGACGACUCGCAGUGAGUGGGCAGCACCGCUUGGGUAACUCACCGAUGCUAAUGAUUGAUCUUGCCAGCAAUGUCAUCAGUUUAAUCAAUUAUCAUUGAAUCUCUCCAUUCAAUCUGAGGAGGAGAGUGGCCUGGGUAUAUUUUAAACAAAACUUAACUCUUAAUCCAUGUUCACAUUAUCUUUAAACCUGCUCUCUAACAUAUGCUAACAAUCAUAGAGAUAUUUGAUGCUUUGGAUGUUCUAAGACAAUUUGAUGAUGAGCUGUUAUGGCUGAAAUUGUAGUAUUAUACAAUCUGCCCCUGGCCUAUUUAUUAAUCAAUAUUGGCCUUUUGUGGUAACAGCUCCUGUUUUUUUAUUUAAAGACAAACAAUGAAAUAAUAUUGAUUUUCAAAUAUUCAUAAAUAUUAAAUAGAAUUUUAUUCCAAUCAUUGUGGUCUAAAUUCUACAGUUGUAUUUUAUAUAAAUUUACAGAUUUUUAUAAUAUUUUUAACAAAGUUAAUUAAAUUAAGCGUAAGUUAUAAAAAUGUAUUUAUCUAAUCAAAUUGGGCACACUUCAAGAGAAAGAGAAAUUGAUGCUUGUCGAUGUAUUCAAAUAUAAUGAAAUAAGCAAUUUUUAAUAAUCAAUAAUGUUGUUAUGAUUAUCAAAGUGAGUUAUUUAAUAAAUCUAUGAAAUACAACUGUUCAGUCAUUACUUAGGAGUUAGUUACCCAAGUAAAAAUUUUGUUUUUUUUUUUGCAUGAAAUAUAGUUUUGUUAAACUAGAUAUUAAGUUCCUAUGCACUUACUAAGCCUAAUAUUACUUGAAUCAUUCCUAUAUUUUAGUACAAUAAAUAGCAGUAGUAUUUAAAAUAAUUAUAAAAUGUCUGGUCUUUAUAGGUCUAUCAGACCUACUCUGGAAAAUUUUAUUGGUAUUAAAAAUACGUUUCUUUUUAUCGAAAUGUAUUUAUUCCUUAAUUAAUUGAUUGGUGUGAUUAUUUCGACACUUUAUUCUAUUUAUUGUACUGUAAUAUGUAGGUAGGUAUGUCAUUUUAAAUGUUUGGUAACUCUCGCAAGUCUCAACACAGGCUGCUUCACAGUCCACGGUGCUCUAGGGUUGUCAAAUAUUUCGCUUGUUAGGCUUAGUGAAUGACUGGAUUGAACUAGAUUAAGGUUUUGUGAGUGUAAGUGUGAGAGAUAAACACUUAAUUGUGUUGCUUAAAUCACUCAUUCAAAUCUCUACAUGAUUGGUAUAGCAAAAAAAUGUGCGCAAAGUAUAUACACAGUAAUGCGUGCCCUGAAUAUAAUUAUUUUAUCAGUUAAAUCAACAUAUUUUAUUCCAAGCGAAUAAUUUCCUUAAACAAAACCAAGAUCACACAUUGCGUCAUCCACACAGAAUGCGAUAUUCUACUUGCAGUUGCAAUGCGUUUUAUUUAAUUACCUGAACAGCUCAAUAACUACACAAUAUUAUAUUCAUUUUUAUAUUAUCUGAGGCAGCAAUAGUACCUAUCCUCAAUUAUUUACGUCAACUACAUAUUUAUACCUUUUAAUUAUAUGUUGGUAAUAAGCAUGCUAUAAUAAAACCAUAAUUAUUUAUUUAAUUUACAUUAUUCAUGUUUUACAGUUUUUAUUUUCUGACAUAGAUUUGUGUAUCAUCUCUCACACCCACUUAAUUUUAAGCAUGCAUAAGGUAUGCGAAAAAUUGAUUUGAAUUGAAAUCUUAAUUAACUUAUUUAGAUUACAAGAUUUUAUAUUGCAUGAUAUUAUAUAUUUUAAGAACCAUAUGUUUUAGAAAUAAAAUAUGAAUUAAGGAUUAAACAGCGCGUGAGAGCGAGCACACUGAGUGAGCGGGCGAUGCACAAUUUGUUUCUGUGGGACGCGGAUCGCGGCGCGUCGUUUUGCAGUCUCGCAUUCCCUAAUUUUUUGAUGUUUUUUUAAUGGAAAUAUUCAUAAUAUUAUAGUUUAAUUAUAAGUCGUAUAUAAAAUCACGUAGGAAUCAAUUGGGGUGUUUUCUCAGUAAGCAGCAUUAUGAAGUUUCUAAAUCUAGUUAUCAUCAGAUACGUAUUUCGGUGUUCUCUGUCAUCCGCAACCCGAGGGCGCGUUACGUUUUUACUCAAGUUUGUCUCCGUUAUUUAAUUGAUUGAUUGAGUUCUGUAUUGGACAUGCAAUUAUUAUCACGCGGCCGUUGCCGUGGCAGCUCGGCUUGCGGACGGACAGCUCGCUGUAGUCGGUGGUGGAAGCUGGUAGCAUGUACACUAUCGCGUUUUAUUUGUUGCACGGCAUGGCUGAUAUGGUAUUGUUUGAUUAAUUAAUAAAUUUAAGUAUAAUUA
Leptidea sinapis is the source of this 3387-nucleotide messenger RNA. RefSeq names its product probable RNA-binding protein 46. The record is from RefSeq and is a predicted model, not a curated record. Gene Ontology annotation, molecular function: mRNA binding. NCBI's taxonomy places the organism in Eukaryota, Metazoa, Arthropoda, Insecta, Lepidoptera, Pieridae. The coding region runs from base 66 to 1097 and encodes 343 amino acids. Gene Ontology annotation, cellular component: nucleus; cytoplasm. The transcript is spliced from 6 exons. Gene Ontology annotation, biological process: mRNA stabilization; negative regulation of miRNA-mediated gene silencing.